AUGAAGAUCCAGGGGCCAGAUCGACUGUCCGACUGGCUCGGAAGCGCGUGCCAGCCAGCCCAUCAUCCCCAACGCCGUGGUCUGGACCCAUCGUCGUCGCUCGCCACCAUCACGAGCACCCGUGCCAAACCCAAUCUACAACGCCUCCACAUCCGCUACGCCUCCUACCGCAACAAGCUCAUCGGUCGACGACGUAAUCAAUCUCGAAGCUCGCUUCCGAGGACAAACGACAACGCUCAUCUCCGAGACAGGUCCGCCUCUUUCUCUUCGGCACAGUCUAUCCGUGGGCCCAUCCAACCCCACAAGAUCAAACUCAAGCUCGUUGCAGCUAAGCCUAACAUGCCCCCUGUACCACUGUCGUCUUCAGAGCCAAGCAGUCAGCCUCUCGCCGCUGAAGCCUGUCCCUACCCAUCGUCAGACCACCAGGCGGUGCUUGCUGCCCUCUCCGACGUGGUCACCGUCAGUCCCAACCCAGACAACUCGCGCAACGCCGGCUUCUCCCGCCACGCCCAUCAUCCUUCCUACGACCCGGAAUCAUCCUACACCGGCCUCCAGCCGCUCCCCAUCACAGAACCGCCCCCCAUGGUCCCCGCAAAGAGCCCCUUUGAGGACCGCAGCCUCCCUCCGCCCCCAGAGGUGCCUGCUAAGACCUCCGGCACCAGCAUGGCCAACAAAUUCGCCAACGCCUUCCGCAGGACCAACGCGGACGACAAGGCCAAGAAGCGCGCAAAGGACAAGCGCAUGAACGAUGAGAUCAACAAGACCGCCGCUAGGACCAGCCGCAUGGACAUCAUCGACCGCCUCGAUCUCUCGGGCAUCAACGGCUCCAGCAUGUUCCACCACGACUCGCCGUACGACGCCUGCGCUCCGCACAUGAACAAGGGCAAGCGCGCCCCCGUCGGUGCCUUCGACCCCAACGUCGACCCCAUGACCGGCCUCCCUCGAAAUGCGGCGGGCGCAAAGCCUGGUCGCACUGGCCGCGCCGGUGCAGCCGAUGCGCUCGCCGCCGACGCCAGCCCGGCCGACGAGAAGGCAGCUGUACGACCUGGUGUCAACGCCGCCGGCGGUCGAACACGAAGCUCCACCGCCCCGCUCGUCCCUUCGCUUUCCAUGCACGCCGAGGGAUCGACCACCGAGCUCCCCAUCGACGAAGACAUCGACGCAGACCGCGACGCCGAAGCAGAACGCAUCUGGCGAAGUCGUCAGGGCUACCACACCCAGCCGUCCAACGUGCCCGACAGCCGCUACGACGUCUCGAAUCCCAACGCAGACGUGUGGGGCGUGAGUGCAGAGCCAUGGCAGGAUUUCGCGCAGCCCAAGCAGCGAACCCGAUCCACGCUCAGCCCCUACUCGGCCGCAGGAGACCGCAGCGGCACCACCAGCGCCGCCAGCAGCGUGCUCGACAUGGAGGCCAUCAUGACGGGCAAGAAGAAGCCUUCGCGUGCUCAGCAGGACCUCGACGUCGGCAGUGCCAGUCCCUUUCCCGAGCCCAACUGGGACGAGCGAGCGCCCGCGGGUGCCGAUGUGCCCAAGCGCAGCAAGAGUCUCAUCAAGCGCAUUCGCAGCAUGCGCGAGAACCCCAACGUGCCUCCUCCCGAGGAUGGCGCCGUCGAGAUGCGCGACCGCCGUCGACGGGCGGCGCAGCACAAGCACUCGCCCAGCACACCGCCGACUGCGGUGGGCGGCCAGUCGUCGUACGAUUCACGCGAUUCGCGCGCUGCCGCCGACGCGGCUGUAUCGAGCGGCAGCUACGGCCGUCGCACCGGCCGCACCGUUGUCACGCCCAACGAGAGGGACGUGGUGACGCCCCGAGCGCAGCACGACGAUGACGCCUCCUACUUUGCCGCCAACGCCGACUCGAGGAGCGGCGCACCCCGUUCACCAGCAGCCGAAGGCUCCGGCCUCACCCGCAACGGCAGUCUCUUCAACAAGCUCCGUCGCGGCCAAAAGUCGUCGCCCAAAUCCGCAGAGCGUCCAGCUGCCUAUGCUUGA
Molecule: messenger RNA, 1992 nt
Organism: Moesziomyces antarcticus
Lineage: Eukaryota; Fungi; Basidiomycota; Ustilaginomycetes; Ustilaginales; Ustilaginaceae
Exons: 4
Coding region: 1-1992 (663 amino acids)
Cellular component (GO): cytoplasm
Source: RefSeq, a predicted model, not a curated record